AUAUGCAAAAACACAAAAAAUUAGGCCCUUCAAAGUAAACAUUUUGCUGAAGUUGAGAGAAAUCCAGUCGAUUGACUCGGCGAAAGGGCGAACAGCAGUAUGAAGAAGAAGGUAUUGGUGACCGGAGCUUCCGGUUACUUAGGUGGAAGACUCUGCUACUCCCUACUCAAACAAGGCCACUCCGUCCGUGCUUUUGUCCGCCCAACCAGCGACCUCUCCUCCCUUCCUCCGCCCUCCAACGGCGGAGCUCUCGACCUCGCCUAUGGUGAUGUCACCGACUACCGCUCCCUCCUCGACGCUUGUUCCGGCUGCCAAGUUAUCUUCCACGCCGCCGCCCUCGUCGAGCCCUGGCUUCCAGAUCCGUCUAGAUUCGUUUCCGUUAAUGUUGGAGGUUUGAAGAAUGUGUUGCAAGCAUAUAAAGAGACAGGGACAAUCGAGAAGAUAAUCUACACGUCGUCCUUUUUCGCUUUGGGAUCAACAGAUGGACAUGUUGCAGAUGAGAGUCAAAUUCAUCCUGCCAAGUCCUUUUGUACGGAAUAUGAGAAAUCGAAAGCCAUUGCCGAUAAGAUUGCUUUAGAAGCUGCGUCGGAGGGGGUGCCCAUAGUGCCGGUGUAUCCUGGAGUUAUAUAUGGUCCCGGCAAGGUCACAGUGGGAAAUGUCCUUGCGCGUUUGAUUAUUGAACGUUUCAAUGGACGGUUACCUGGUUAUAUAGGCUAUGGAAGUGAUAAGUUCUCUUUUAGUCAUGUUGACGAUGUAGUAGAUGGGCACAUUGCAGCUAUGAACAAAGGUCGACUGGGUGAAAGAUAUCUUCUUACUGGAGAAAAUGCAUCAUUCAUGCAUGUUUUCGAUAUUGCUGCCAUCAUCACUGAGACAAAAAAGCCAAGUUUUGGCAUCCCCUUGUUGGUGAUUGAGGCUUAUGGAUGGUUAUCAGUUCUUUUCUCCAGAAUAACUGGAAAGCUUCCCUUGAUAAGCCCCCCGACUGUGUAUGUUCUUGGACAUCAGUGGGCAUACUCUUGUGAGAAAGCCAAGGUAGAGCUGGAUUAUAAUCCUAGAAGCUUGAAGGAAGGUCUAGCAGAGGUACUUCCCUGGUUGAAGAGCUUGGGUUUGAUAAAAUACUAAGAAGGAAAAGAUAAUUGGUGUUGUCUGUGUUGUUGCUGUUUGUCACCAUGUUGUUUGCGACUCUGAUAGUUCUGCAUGUAGUUUGAACAACUAUGAUGUGAACUGUCUCCUUUUCAACAUUGAAACACUUGAUCAUGUCAAAUGAAGAGGUAUACACCAUUUUUUCUAUAGGAAAGAUAUGCACCAUUAUGUUCAUGGGAGCACUGAUUAUGCUUGUAAUAAAAUUACCGUAACAGUGUCUGGUGGAAAAUUUCCUCCCUGCUAUCAUUCAGGCCUCAUAUUCACUAAACAACACAAAAUUGAAGUCAAUUGUGUUUUUUUUUUUGGGUUAAUCUCAUUUUGCACCCCGAAAGAUCGUUCGAAUCUCAAUUUAUACCCCCAAAGAUUAAAAAUCUUAAUUUGCACCCUCAAAGAUAGAAAAUUGUAUUAAUGUACACCCCCAAAGAUCAAAAAUCUCAAUUU
Molecule: messenger RNA, 1581 nt
Organism: Ilex paraguariensis (yerba mate)
Lineage: Eukaryota; Viridiplantae; Streptophyta; Magnoliopsida; Aquifoliales; Aquifoliaceae
Source: the annotation of a GenBank genome assembly